UGAUGCAGUCCCCGUUGGCGCAUUGGAACUGGUCCCGCGUGCAUCCUAGAACGAGAGUCGAUUGUACGUCGACAGGUGGAGCGAUCUGGCGGAGCUUGCUGGCGCGGUGGUUCGGGUGGAUGCAGACGCCGCAACCGGAGGAUCCGGUUCGGGCCAAGCAGAAUCGGCUCGGAGAUCCGGCGGAGCUUGCAGGCGCGGUGGUUCGAGUGGAUGCAGAUGCCGCAACCGGAGGAUCCGGUUCGGGCCAAGCAGAGUCGGCUCGAAGGUACGCUCAGAGACAUUUUUACAUUGCUUUUCUCGAUCUCUCCUUGUCGAGUCUCGUAAUGUUGCCUUCAGCAUAAUUGGCGCAUCACGACUGCAAAGGUUGCAUUCCUUUCGCGUCUCUAUGCGCGCGCGAUUAGAUUGAGUCCGUGAGUCUAAUUAAUUGGACCGUUUCCUGUUUCUGUUUCAGACUUUGUAGCUGAACGCGGCCGACUCUGACGGCGAGACGUUCGGUGAGUCAAAAACAAAGUUAACAAUUAAAAAUGGUGGAUUUUUCGGAGAUGCGUGUUCUCCCUUUUGCACAUCAAUGCGAUUCAAUCAAUGCGAUUUACCAGUAGAUUUCUGCGCUGUGUCAAAACAAUUAGCGGAUAACUUU
Messenger RNA from Harpegnathos saltator (Jerdon's jumping ant), 637 nucleotides. RefSeq lists its product as uncharacterized. The transcript has 3 exons. The coding region runs from base 3 to 341 and encodes 112 amino acids. NCBI's taxonomy places the organism in Eukaryota, Metazoa, Arthropoda, Insecta, Hymenoptera, Formicidae. The record is from RefSeq and is a predicted model, not a curated record.